This is a messenger RNA of Priapulus caudatus, 3046 nucleotides long. Its product is annotated as ATP-dependent RNA helicase DDX54-like. Gene Ontology annotation, molecular function: RNA binding; ATP binding; RNA helicase activity. Gene Ontology annotation, cellular component: nucleus. NCBI's taxonomy places the organism in Eukaryota, Metazoa, Priapulida, Priapulimorpha, Priapulimorphida, Priapulidae. The coding region runs from base 118 to 2733 and encodes 871 amino acids. The record is from RefSeq and is a predicted model, not a curated record. The transcript has 22 exons.
CAUGUCUGCGCCCACAAAGUACAUGUGAUGUGACACUGUCACUAGUUGUUGUUAACAAUUUAUUAACGUGAACACGUGUUUGUUGAUUUAAUCAAACCCAUUGAAUAAUUAUACAUAAUGAAGAAUGUGAGCUCAGUCCGGAAGAAAGGAGAUCUAAAAGCACAGCCCAAAAAGAAAAAGAAUUCGAGGUUUAGGAAGCGAAAUAUAGAAGAUGAACCUUUAAAAUUUGUAAAACUAAAUGAUGAUGGAAAUUUUGGAUUUCCAUCUUCUGCGACACCAUCCUCCAUCAAAAUGAGUGGUAGUGUAUCAGCUGACUUGGGUGAAGACAAUGUGGAUAAUGAACCAGACACAAGAAAACUAGUAGAAGCGAUGAACAGAAAGAAAAAGAAAUCGGGUGGUUUCCAAUCAAUGGGUCUAAGCCAUCCAGUUUUCAAAGGUGUAAUAAGGAAAGGCUACAAAGUGCCAACCCCAAUUCAAAGAAAGUGCAUGCCUGUAAUCAUGGAGGGUAAGGAUGUUGUUGCUAUGGCACGAACUGGCAGUGGGAAGACCGCAGCCUUCCUCAUACCAAUGUAUGAGAAGCUGAAGGUGCACAAUGCACAGGCAGGGAUGAGGGGAAUCGUACUGUCGCCAACCAGGGAAUUGGCUUUACAGACCUUGAAGUUUACAAAAGAGCUUGGGAAAUAUACCUCUUUGAAAAUUGCUUGUAUCCUUGGUGGCGACAGCAUGGACAAUCAGUUUGCUGCUAUUCAUGCCAAUCCAGACAUUAUGAUUGCAACUCCCGGAAGAUUUCUGCACGUUCUCAUGGAGAUGGAUCUCAAGCUGGGUGCGGUGGAAUAUAUCGUAUUUGAUGAGGCUGAUAGACUUUUUGAGAUGGGUUUCGCGGAGCAGCUGAGAGAGAUCCUGAGCCGGCUUCCGGAGUCUCGGCAGACGCUGCUCUUCUCGGCGACGCUGCCCCGUCUGCUGGCGGAUUUUGCGCGCGCAGGCCUCAGCGAUCCUGUGCUCAUUCGCCUCGAUGUCGACACAAAACUUAGCGAACAGUUAAAGCUGGCAUUCCUGCAGUGCAGAGAGGAGGAUAAGACUGCUGUGUUGCUGCACCUUCUUAAGAACGUUCUACAGCCCUCGGAACAGACUGUCAUAUUCGUUGCGACAAAGCACCACGUGGAGUACCUGAAGGAGUUACUCUCUCAAGGCCGGCAUCGAGUGGGCGUAGGUGUACAGGCUCGUCGACCUUCCCUGCAUCUACUUGCAUGGCCACGCGCAACUUUCGGCGGGCAAGGCGAAGGCCUGUUUGUGCACAGAGUAGGGAGAGUCGCGAGAGCGGGAAGGAGCGGCACGGCGUACUCGCUGGUAGCAGUCGACGAGGUUUCGUACGUGUUGGACCUGCAUCUGUACCUAGGACGACCCAUGAAUUACGCCAGCAGCAAGACAACACAGAGCCACGAUGCUGUUUAUGGAACCAUACCACAAAGUAUCAUAGAUGAACACAAUGACCACAUAAGAACAUUGCACGAUGGAUCCGAUUUGGAUAGCAUGAGGAAAGUUUGCAAGAAUGCUAUGCAACAGUACCUCAAGUCCAGACCACUCGCUUCUGUGGAGUCGUCGAAACGGGUGAAAGAAGAAGUAUAUGAUCGACUUAUUCACGUUCACCCUGUAAUCGCAACUGGUGAGCUUGAUAUGGAAGAAGACAAAUGUAAACUGCUGAACAGCAUGAGGCAAUAUAGGCCAAAAUCUACGAUAUUUGAAGUGAAAUCUCAUGCAAAGUCGGCCAACUAUCAGAUGAUGAAGGCCAAGAGAGAUCAGCAUUCGACUGCAAUCCGGAGAAACAAGCUGAAACAAGAGCACAAACUAAGUAAUCAGAUACAGGAGCUGGCAGAGGACGAACGUACCAAAAGACAAGAGAUGAGUAGUGAUGCAGAUAUACAGAACACAUUUGUACGCAUCGUUGCUCCUAAAGGAUGCAGAGACGGGUUUGACUAUGGGAAAAAGGAGAAGAGACGACGAUUUGGUGUUAAAGAUGAUGAGUUUUACAUACCAUACAAAUCGGCAGAUGCAAACUCCGAGAAAGAGCUGGGCGUAGACAACAGUGGCUUUGAUCAUCAGGCAGCAAGUGCCAUGUUAGAUCUGACAGCUGAUGACGAAUCACAGAUGAGAAAAUCCAACAGCCAACUCGUCUGGGAUCGUAAAAAGAAGAAGUUUGUGCAGCAAGGCUCGACGGAUCCCAACAAAAAGAAGGUCAAGACUGAGAGUGGCUCACUGAUUCCAGCCACGUACAAGACGAAAAAAUACCAGGAGUGGUUAGAGAAGAACAAAGUUGCCCACCAGGACAAUGAUGACGAUGACGACGACGACGACGACGAAAAACCCCAUAGCUGGAAGUCUGGCAACAAGUUUAAAGGAGGAAGAGGAGGAAAGUCUCAGGGUAAUGCACGGGAUGGCCAGCCUUUCAAUUCAAGAACAAAGAAAAAUCACUUGCAGAAGCAGGGUAAGGGAGGAGCACAGCGUGGUAGUGGGAGACCAGAGCGCGGUACAGGAAGAAUACAGCAAGGAAAUCAGGGACUGGUGCGGGGCAGUGACAGGCCACAAGGGAGCAAGAGGAGGCCACCGAAACGUGAGCUAAAGACCAGGGAUGAGAUAUUCAAAGAUAGGAAACGUAAAGCACAAGUGCAGAGCUUACAGAAGGGCAGGGAGAUGCGUAAGAAGCAGAGGAAUUCACAGCCGAAAAAGAGGAGGUAGCUGUACCAUGUCUAACGUGGUCAUAAUAUAUACUCAUUGAAACACAGUCAACGCAUGUGCCUAGGAAUUCUUUUUGGCUUAUGAUACCACAGUGCAGGUAGUAAUAGGAUGUACUCAUAAUACACUCAACAUGAGAUUGGAUUCUCACAUGUGCGGUAUUAUUGCGACAGACUACCAACUAGUGUUAGCGUAUACAAAUUAUAUUCUGUGUAUGUUGCACAUUUCCGAUAUGCUGCUGUCCUGGAAACAUGAUGAUUACCAUUGAUUUAUGAUUUCCAAUUAAUAAAUAAACAGUAAAUGAUUUGUAAUAAUA